AAUCCUCUUGCCAACUUGAGAUCGGUCAGGAGGAAGUCUUGUAGGCUGCUUCUGUAGGCCACAUACACGGGAUGAUAAAGGACACGAAUAAAUCUAGGAGUGUCACUUUCACGAGGAAAUGACAAGACAGAGCUCCACAAGAGUCUGUUGCAAGUGUGUGGCUGCUGGUAAGCUUAAUGAGGGUGGCCUUGGCAUCUGUAAUCUGUUACAUCCAGACAGAUGACUUCUUAAUUCUGCCAGAUGCAGGGGUUGGAAUAGAGCUCCUUUGAGUUUCAGGACAUGUUUGUGGCUUCCGAGCAAGUACAGUCUGCAAAGGAGACGCUGGAGGAUGUGUCAGCCCAAACUGGAUACCUGUGAUCUCUCGUAUGUGGAAGGAACGCUAGCAGAAAGGUGAAAAAAUGGGUGUUAAAACAUUCACUCAUAAUUCCCCUGCUCACAGUCAGGAGAUGCUUGGAAAGCUGAACAUGCUUCGCAACGACGGACAUUUCUGUGAUAUCACCAUUCGCGUCCAGGACAAAAUCUUCAGGGCGCACAAGGUGGUUUUGGCAGCCUGCAGCGACUUCUUCCGAUCCAAACUCGUCGGCCAAGCAGAAGACGAGAGCAAGAGCGUGUUAGACCUGCACCAUGUGACAGUGACUGGUUUUAUACCUCUUCUGGAAUACGCUUACACGGCAACGCUGUCCAUCAAUACAGAAAACAUUAUUGACGUGUUGGCCGCAGCCAGCUAUAUGCAAAUGUUCAGCGUUGCCAGCACGUGCUCCGAGUUCAUGAAGUCGAGCAUCUUAUGGAAUACGCCCAACAGCCAGCAGGAGAAGGUGCUAGACGCAGGCCAGGAGAACAGUGCAAACUGCAAUUUCACUUCGCGAGACGGCAGCCUUUCUCCGGUGUCUUCUGAGUGCAGCGUGGUGGAAAGAACCAUUCCCGUGUGCCGAGAGUCACGAAGAAAGCGCAAAAGCUACAUCGUUAUGUCUCCUGAGAGCCCCCUCAAGUGUAACACCCAAACAAGUUCCCCCCAAGUGCUGAAUCCUUCAACUUCUUACCCGGAGUCCAGAAAUCAGCCUGUAGACUCCUCCUUAGCUUUUCCCUGGACUUUUCCUUUUGGAAUUGAUCGAAGGCUUCAGUCUGAGAAGGUGAAGCAGGUGGAGAACUCUAGGACUUUGGAAAUGCCCGGGCCCUCGGAGGCCAACCGAAGAAUUGCAGACUACGUGACGUGUGAGAGCACGAAAGCCAGCUCGCCCCUCGUGAUCGAGGAAGACGUGCGUGUCAAAGUGGAGAGGUUAAGUGAUGAGGAGGUUCAUGAGGAGGUAUCGCAGCCUGUUAGCGCGUCCCAGAGCUCCCUGAGCGAUCAGCAGACGGUCCCAGGAAGCGAGCAAGUUCAGGAAGAUCUCCUGAUCAGCCCACAAUCUUCCUCUAUAGGCUCAAUAGAUGAGGGGGUUACGGAGGGAUUACCCACACUCCAGAGUACCUCUGGCACUAACGCUCAUGCAGAUGAUGAUGAUCGUUUGGAGAACGUUCAGUAUCCCUACCAACUCUACAUUGCUCCUUCUACCAGCAGCACAGAGAGACCCAGCCCAAAUGGUCCAGAUAGACCUUUUCAGUGUCCAACCUGCGGGGUCCGGUUCACUCGCAUUCAGAACUUAAAACAACACAUGCUUAUCCACUCAGGCAUUAAACCAUUUCAGUGUGACCGCUGUGGGAAAAAGUUCACCCGAGCUUACUCGCUAAAGAUGCAUCGCCUGAAGCACGAAGGUAAACGCUGUUUCCGGUGCCAGAUAUGUAGUGCCACUUUCACUUCCUUCGGGGAAUAUAAACACCACAUGCGGGUUUCCCGGCAUAUUAUCCGCAAGCCUCGGAUUUACGAGUGCAAAACAUGUGGCGCCAUGUUCACCAACUCUGGAAAUUUAAUCGUUCACCUGAGGAGCUUGAACCAUGAAGCGUCAGAGCUAGCAAACUACUUCCAGAGCAGUGACUUCCUAGUACCGGACUACUUAAACCAGGAACAAGAAGAGACCCUCGGGCAGUAUGAGCUAGGGGAGCAUGGCUUUGAAAGCAACUCUUCUGUCCAAAUGCCUGUCAUUUCACAGGUCUCGUCAACUCAGAAUUGUGAAAGCACUUUCCCCUUGGGGUCUCUGGGUGGGUUGGCAGAGAAGGAAGAAGAUGUGCCAGAGCAGCCAAAGACUAACGCCACUGCUGAGGCAACCGCAGGUGACCCUCCGAAACCGGAGCUGUCAUCUAUUACUAUUGAAUAAUUCAUGGUUUGGUUUAAUUUUUGUUCUUUGGAAAGUGCCUGUGUUUGGUCCUGUACAUUUUAAUUUAAUUUUUUUUAAACAAAAUUGGGGAGAUUUUCCCUUUUUUACUUUGUAAGCUACGCUUUAAACAGAAAACUGCAACAGAUGUUACAUUAUUUUUCAUGACUGAAUGAUCACUUCUGUGAAAAUAUUUAAGACUGAAUGCACAAAAAGAUCUUGUCAGAACAUCAUGGAAGCUGUGAUACACUUCUAAAGAAGAACAACUGAUUCAGAUCACUUUAACUAUUUCUUCUUCCACAGUUAGAACAGCUCAUUAAGUUUCUCUUGCUUCUGCAGACCCUCUGGUUAAGGGAAAGAAAUCAGAGGAAACCUUUUUAAAAUGACAAACAAAAGGAUGCAUUGGAAAUCAUUAUUGAACAUCUUUGACUAGUUUUGAGUGGAUGCUUUAAUCUUCUGCAUAAAAAAUGACACUUCCUAUCACUGUGCCUGCUGUUUUUCAAAGCGCUUACUGUAACCCUUUUCUCGGAAAUGGUAAGCAUUUUUGAAACUAACAGUCACACACUUUUUAAAAACACAUUGUCCCUUUUCAUCUCAGAUAAAUCAGUUUUGACAAACCAAGUGAUAUCAUGCCAGGUAUUCCUACUUCUUAUAUUCCAGUCCUUUUAGAAACUGCUUGAUCAAAUAGCCUGUCUGGAUUUGCCUGUCUAAGGUUAGGCAUGGACAUACUAUGGCCAGGAAAAUUCUAGUGAUGCAUAAUGAACUGAGGAGGAUAGAGAAGUGUAUAUCCACACAAGCCUGAUAAAUAUCUCAUGACUGUAUCUUUCUGUAGAAGGGAAACCAUGCAUGAAAAUGAAGGUUUUCCCGAAGUGAAAUUCUUAAAUCUUGGCCAGAUUGUUUGCAGUUCUGGUCACUUCCCCCUGUCAUAAAUACUGUAUUUUUACUGAUCUCCAAAAGCUAACUAGAGGGAGUUUACAGAUGGGGAAAAAAAUGAGCUCUUUUGUGCAUUAUUGCACAUUUUUUGUUUAUACAUAUGCAUGUAUAGUUUCUGAGAUUUUUAUUAGUCUGUUUUUGGACAAAACAAGCAAUUUAUUCUCUUCAGAGGCCAACUUUCUAACCCAACAGGGGGUUGUUUACAGAAAGCCUAUAUAGUGGUGAUGAAUUGUUCCUGUUUCAAAACAUUUUAAAUCCUUGCCAACUCAGUUUAUUAAAGGCCAUUACUCCAGCUACAUACACAGCUCAAGUAAGCAAUAAAUUGAAAGAUUUGCAAUUUCAUUUUUUCCAUAUUUAGAAAAAGCUUCAAAUUUAGGGUGUGGGAUUUUCAGAGCAGUGAUUCUUGUUUGUUGAGGCUGUUUUGGCUAUAGUACUGCUUUGAAAGCUGAAUUAGGAAAUACAUUAGGAGGUUUUUGAUUUUUUUAACUGCUUCUGAAGUUAACUCGAUGUUUGAUGCCAAAUGCCUAUAGCCUACAGAUGACAUGCUGAGAGAGUAGGUAUUACGUGAUCUUAGUAUUCCAAAGGCAUGAUAUACUCCCUUAGUUUUGAAUCUUGAUUUUAAAUUACUGUUUUCUAUCUGGAUUUGCUUUAUGCAAACACGAGGAGGAAAUGAAACCGAUAGAGAAAGGUUGCUCUUGAAGAAACAGAAGACACUAAAGUCAUAUUAUAUUGCAAGAUCAAUUUGUAUUCAGUUAGCUUAGGUGGCUCUGAUACUCUGUAGGUCUGAGUUGUUUCUACUAAUAGCCAGCUUUUGUAAAGAAAAAAGCUUAUUGCCCUUUGGAAAGAGCUUAAAGGGUUUCAGUGACUUUAACAAUUCUUCUCUGCUGUGUUUUAGGUACAAAACUUACUAGUUAAAUAGAGGGAAAACAGUCAGGAUUUCAGUCCUUUCCAAGUUACUGGAGUGAAGUUUCUCCACCAGAUUCGAAGGGUGUUUUAUAAACAUGCUGCAAAGAAGUUCUCUGCUACAAUUCAGUCUUGCUGUCUACCUUUUGUACGUCUUAAAAGGGCUUGAAAGAGAAAUUGUUUUUUAGGGAUACUGUACUGUGAGUCAGUCCAGUGUCUUUUUGAUGGGCUGAACUUAAAGACCAGUUCUCUUCCACUUCUGAUUUCUGUAACUGAAAAGCCAGUGAGACAAGGAGAUGCCUUUUUCUGAGUUUUCUCUUGACUUAUAGGGCUAUGACACUGAACUCAAAUAUAGGGUUUUCUUUUUUGUGAUAAGUGUUAUUUGUCUUUCCAGGUAUAUAAGAAUCCUUUGUGAUUCUUGUAGCAAAAAGUACUUACACAGAAAUACAGUUUCAGAAUGUACAGGUGUAAUAUUCAAAGGUCAGAUGUAGAUGGGCAUAAUCUUCUAUUAGAAUAUGAUAAUUUUCACCCAUUAGAUACUUUGCUAAGAAAUUUGUUGGUGAGGAGAUGUGCAAAUACAGAACAGACAUAUCUGGAUAUUGCAUUUUUAAAAGACUUAAAAUUUUGUGUCAGAAGGCAAACUGCCUUCUGAAUACCAAAGAGAAAUUUAAAAAGUUAAAAAAAAAAAAAAAAGAACAACAAAAAACAACUUUGUAGCUCUAAUCUGUUCUUCCUUGAGAAGAAAUGAGUAUCAUUAACUGUUAACACCUUGGUACAAGACAAGUCUUGGGUUUUGUUUUUCAUUGCAGUGUUACACAUUAUCUUUUCAGCCCCGUAAUCUCUGUGUAACAUCUGAAUUUUUUUUCUCACUUUUCAGUCUCAUUUCACUGCAGGGGCAGUAGAGUUCUUAGAGGGUUUAUUUGUUUGUUUUUUUUAGGGUUAGGCUUAUUUGUUAACUUUCCUGUUUGUAAUUGUUUCUUGUUAAUAUCUCUUUUCUCCAUAGAACUUACCACAAAUUAAAUACAAAUACCCUUUUAUUUCUCCUCCCUAACUUGUUGGAAGUGUUCAGUUCUUUGGAAUGCUGGUGUUCUUCACAGGAGAGAUGUAAAAACAUAAAACAUCAUAAAACAAGCUCUGUUGCUAAUACUUGGAUUCCAAUUUGAGUGAGAUAGAUAUCUAACUAAACUAGAAGAAACUUGCCUUAAACUGCACUUGGGAUUAAUCCUAAAGGUUCUUUCAAUACAUUAUCAGAGCAUUUUGAACCCUGGACUGCAUUUUCAUAUCACCCCCUCCCACCUACCCUCACCCUCAAAAAAAACCUACCCUAAGUUAUUUGGUUUGCAUUUAUAGGUGUGCGUGACUGGGAUCACAGAAUAGUUGAGAUUGGAAGAUUGGAAGGGACCUCUAGAGAUCGUCUGGUCCAGACCCCCUGCUCAAGCAGCAGUCAGCAAGGACAGGUUGCUCAGGACCUUGUCCAGUCAGGUUCUGAAUAUCUCCAGAGAUGGAGACUCCAUGAUUUCUCUGGGCAGUCUAUUCCACUGUUUGACCACCGUUACCUUAAAAAUGUUCUCGUGUUUAAAUGGAAUUUCUUGUACUUCAGCUUGUGCCCACUGAGAAAAGUCUGGCUCCAUCUUCUUUUCAUCCUCCUAUCCAUUAGUUAGACACGUUGGUAGGGUCCCCCAAGCCUUCUGUUCAAAACAGUCCCAGCUCUCCCAGCGUGUAUCGCGAGAUGCUCCGAUCCCUUCACCAUCUUCCUUUCCCUUCUAAGUGGUCGAGAAUUUCUUCCAAAUAGCCACACGUAAGACCCAUUGCGGCAGUUUCUGCCCCAGUGAGUUGUCUCCACAUUCAUUCACAAGUGACGCAAAUGUGUUUUACUUCUGUGUAUCCUUCUAUGCAGUGCCAUUCUUUGCACUCAGUGGAAAAUCCUUUCCUCACCCAUUUAUUUUGCAAGUAGAGUGCCUUCACUACCACAGAACUAGCAAGAUUCUGCCGUAUGCUGGGGUCCCGGGUUCUUGGAGUCUGAUUGGGGUCUUUCUCCCUUGCAUAUUGUGCAGUAUGUCUGAUGAGAACAACGGGAAAGCAGGGGAAAGUGGUUUUUUUUUUUCUCUGACUGAAUGUGGUGUUUCAGAAGAGGGGAUAACAUUCAGAAGCUAUCUCUUUCCCCACAAUAAGUGGAAGAAAAAAGAAGUGCUGUUUUAGCUGUGUGGGAGAUUUGGCCAAAUCGUAAGGGUUUGUUUUGUUUUUUUGAUGCAGACAUAUAGCACAACUCCCCUGGAAAUCCAUGGGGAUGCCUUCACAUUCAGCAAAUUAAGCUCCCUGUCAGAACUGCUUGUCACUUUUCUUACACCACAUUAAAAAAAGAUGUGUGUUGCUGAUGGUUUGUCUGUCUUGCUACAGUUUGAGUUCAGUUGUCAGGCUCGCAGAUAGUGUAGUCAAGUCUCUCAUACUGAGAGAUUAGUAGACUAGGUUAUUGAAAAUGGUUCUGGGUUCACAUGUUUCUUGAGUCUAAAAGGUGUGAAUUUAAACUUUUUUAAAAAGUACUAGCUGCCAAUGCAGUAAAAUAUAUUUUAUAAGACUAUGAUCCCUAUAUGUCCCUUACGGGAUAAAAUUUUAUUGUUUUUAAGCUAUGGUUUAAAGUUUUUAUAUGAGGGCUUCAGUUGCUUCUUGGUUGCUGGCUUUCCCCUCCAGCCCCAGGACAUAAGAGCACUGAGACUAUUGCCAGUCUCUCUCUGAGACGCACCAUGAAGCAUUUUAUAUGCAAAUAGAACGGGAGCUUUGUGCACCCUGCAGGGAUGGAGAAAAUGCAGAUGUAGGAGCGCCUGUUGCUCCUAGAUCCAUUGCAACUUCCACACCAUCAGAAUAAGGAAAAUAGCUAAUUUUCAUUCAGCUCGAUUAAGUUCGAAUUUUGCGUACAAGGUGAAACCCAGCUUCGGAGGGUUCUCAUCUCCAAUUACGGACAUAAUAAAUUCCAUAGCAUCUUGAUGACAGAUAAGAGGGUUCAAGGCCAGACUGCGCCUCAGCCACAUCAGAGGUCCCUAGUGAGGAGAGUCGGUUCAAAGUAUUUGAGGAAAUGUACCAUGAAAAAACAAAUGUGAAAUUUUUUUAAUGCAACAGUACUUAACUGCUCUGGGUUUUUGUUAACUCAACGUGUGCUGUCACAGUAAUUCAGUGCCCCACAGGUCUCAACUACAAAUCUGGUUGCACUAAAAAAAAAAAAAAAAAAAGGAGAGCCGAAUUAGUUUCUGGUGCUGCCAGCCUGUGUGGCUACUGUACCUACAGUCUUCCUGAGGGUUGCUGAAGUCCCCAGAGGAGUGAUUUUGUUUAACCAUUCAUUUCGCUGAUGCAUGCUUUUGAUAUUCUGACUUAUAGCCCUGGCUACACAAAUUUCUUGGACAGCUUCUUUGCCCUGUUCCUGCAGUGCCUUCGCUCUAGGUGCUGCCCUGUGGUGAAACCCUGAAGAGGGAAAGAGUAAAGCUGGAGGAAAAAUGUGAAAUAAAUUAUUGUUGGGCUUCUUUGUGCAUUUUAGUAACAGUGAAACCCCCUUAACUGUGCCAGUCUCCGGUCACCAGCCGUAUAUCCAGUCGUCAUCUCAUCCACAGUACAGCUUCUCUUGUUGAUGCUGGCCACAGCUAGAUUACUUGGCAUGUUUAUUGACUUAACAGAAUUGUUUUUUGGUUUUGGUUUUGUUUUUUAAUGUAUACGAUGUUUAAAUACACUUCACAUUUUAUAUAAUACUAUCUGGCUAUUAGUAUUUUUCAGGAACCAUAGUUCUUGGUGGCUAUAUAUAUUUUUGUGACUUUUUUUGUAAACUAAGUGCCGUUUCAACGUUACAAUCAUUUUUAGAGUUAUUGUAAUCAAUGUGAAUAUCAUGUUUUUUCAAAUCUGUUCUGAGCCUGUAGUGUUUGCUUUGUGAUCAUAUGUGUAAUGUAUAUAUUCUGUAUAGUUACAUUGUAUUGAAAUACUAGCUUGUUUGAUAUAAGAAAAGUAUGUAUUGGGUACCUUUUUGCUAGCCUGGUUGUUUAAUCUUUAAAAAAAAAAUGUUCUAAAAUACAAAAAAAAUUAUCCAAACUGGUCCCAUUAUAGGUCAAAAUUAAGGGGGGAGAAAAACUAGUUUUGAGUGUCUUUGGAUAGAAACAUGAAGCUAAGAUUUUUCAUUAAAAUAUUAAUGUUUUAUGGAGUAUAUCUUUGCUUUGUGUCGUUCUUUAACUACACCAGACUUUGUCUUAUAGUACAAAAGACUUGACCUUGUGUAAGAAGGUGCAGCUCUGUUGCUAGAGCUACGUUCUCUCAUAACUUUUGCUUAUAAUUAGUCUCAAAAUAGUUGAAUAUGAGGAGAACUCACUGUUGCUCAAGCUGUCUUUGGAGGAAAGGUAGUUUAAAACAGACCAAGCAUUAGUAAACGAUUGGAGGAGUUACAUGAGUAAAGAGUAUUAAGAGUAAAGUAAACAUUGUUUAAUUUUCCAUUGUAUAUUACAUUUCCUUUUGUUAAUGUUCUCUUUUAGGCUGCAUUCUGCAAAAGCGGUGGGGCCAUCUUUUGAAUGGGGCUUUAUUGAUGGAAAGCCAGCCAAGAAUGAGGCUAAUCAAAUUAGUCAAAGGAGAAGAUGUUUAAAAAGGACAGUAGACAGA
Cygnus atratus (black swan) is the source of this 8708-nucleotide messenger RNA. It is a transcript of the gene ZBTB44, whose product is annotated as zinc finger and BTB domain containing 44. Gene Ontology annotation, molecular function: protein binding. Bases 399 to 2249 code for a protein of 616 amino acids. The record is from RefSeq and is a predicted model, not a curated record. The transcript has 6 exons. Lineage: Eukaryota; Metazoa; Chordata; Aves; Anseriformes; Anatidae.